Uranotaenia lowii is the source of this 1985-nucleotide messenger RNA. Its product is annotated as RNA-binding protein 45-like. The record is from RefSeq and is a predicted model, not a curated record. The transcript is spliced from 4 exons. NCBI's taxonomy places the organism in Eukaryota, Metazoa, Arthropoda, Insecta, Diptera, Culicidae. The coding region runs from base 125 to 1372 and encodes 415 amino acids. Gene Ontology annotation, molecular function: RNA binding.
GCACUUCUUCAUUCCGUGUGUGACUUUCUUCCAGUGAAGAUUUGUUUUGUUGAAGGGGAUCUCCGUCGUGAUCAGUGAAUUUGCAUUUCUGUCUGUGCACAGCGAGUAGCCUUAAAACGCGAAAAUGCAUGACCAAAACAAUGGCAAGGAACGGAAGGAAAUCUCCGAGGUGCCACCGAUGAGCCGCCUGUUCAUCAUCUGCGGCCGUAACGUGACCCAGGAAAUGCUAACCAAGCACUUCCAGGACGAUGGCGAAAUCGAGGAGUGUGUUGUCAUUAAAGACAAGAACACUGGCGUCGGAAAGGGAAUUGCCUAUGUAAAGUUUACCAAGACUUCUUCGGCUGCACGGGGUCUUCGCAAAAAUGGUUCCUAUCUGGAUGGCGAAACGCGUCCGAUUAAGGUCAUGAUUUCGGCAAGCUACCAGAAAAAGCGCGAAGAGGGCCAUCCAGAAGAGGUGCAUGAAUACAAAUUCCGUCGUCUUUUCGCCGUUGUUCCUAACUCCAAGAGCGAGGAAGCGAUCAGAGAAGAGUUCAAAAAGUUUGGUGAAGUUACCCAAGUUCGCUUGGUACCAGAUAAGAAGAACCAAAGCCAAUGUGCUGCCUACAUCACGUUCACCUCGUUCUUGGAGACCUCUCUGGCCAUCGAAGGUUCCCCUGCAAGCUACCGGGCUAAAUUUUGUCUUCCUCGUGAAGCUCUGAAGGGAAAUGACAACGACAACAGUGGCUCUUCAUCUGGCGGCUUUGCUAACCGGAAGCGCACUCACUCACCUCAAUCGAAACGACAAGGAAGCGGUGGUGACGUCAAGUUGGUUGUCAUUUGCAGCAGCGAUCUGAACCAGGACCGCCUCUGGAGGAUCUUUGACAUUGCCCCCGGAAUGAAGUAUUGCAACAUUGUCACCCAAAAUGACAUUAACACAACCGCUUCCGUUGUCUACUGUACCCAAGAAGAAGCACAACGGGCAGUGGACAAAAUCCAUGGCCUGGAAUACCCUAUUGGAGAGCGAGUGAUUGUGCGGUUCGAGAACGAAUUCCGGGAAGAAGUAGUCACCAACGACGCACUCUCACAACUGGGACCACCAAAACCGUUGCUGAAUCCCAAUACCACCCAGUGUGCCAAGAAAGCAUUCUUCAUCUGCAUGCCGGAAGCAAUUCCCGUUCGAAUGCUUCAAGAUGCUUUCUGUCGCUUCGGAGAUCUCAUCAACGUAAAUCUGGUGCCAAAUAGGCGCCAUGGUUAUGCUGCUUUCGCCAGUGACAUCGCUGCUGACCGGGCCAUUCAACAGCUGCAUGGAAUGCAAAUUGGAGAUUGCCGGUUGAAGGUUCUUGAGUGCAUGGAAAAGAAUGAUGGCCAAAAGAGGCAGCGCAUGGAACACUAAACAUCACAGAGCGAAAUUUUAACUAAAAGACUCAGAGAACGCAACAGAAAGAGAACCACACAUACUUGAACAAUGAUGGAACGAUCCGCUCAGGUUGAAAUAGAAAGUAUUAAAAUGAAUCAAUGCAACUGCAGAAAUGAUUUGAUUUUACUUUCCGAAACCAACAAAACUAAAAUACUGAACGUGAGAAUCGUCGGCCAACAGUUUUACUCCUUACUUCUAAUGGAACAAUGAUUGCUGAACUACCAAAACAAAAACUGAAUAAUUUAAGUUUCUGAAAGUCGUAUCCACUUUACGAGUAUAAUGGAUAAAAUAUAUUUUCAAACAGUAUGAAAACGGAAACUUAACAAACCAAAAACAAAAUUGAAACUGUUUCCAGAUAAGAAUAAUGGCAGAAAAUGAACAUAAUACUAUGCAAUAUCCUGAAUUGUGGAAAAAAAAUGUCUGAAUAAAAUAUCCAUCAAGCACUUAAAAAUAAUUAACUAUGGUGUAAUAAAUUUGUAUGAUUCCAGUCGUGUUUAUUUAUCGGUUUACUAAAUUUUAGUUUCGUUGAGUACGGCAGGAGUUCGUAACAUAAGUUGGAACAAUAAACGUAGUGGUUGAUCCCCUUUAA